ACCCGUCCGCUAAACCCAUAAUUCUCCGCGCUGAGGCAAGAUGGAAGGAUACAGCAAUAUCUCAGUGAGAACAAUGUUAGGGCUGUAAAGAUUGAAACGGACUGCCGAAGAUUAAAAAUAAACCAGCCGAAAGAACAAGUGGUGGUCAUGCACUGGUAAGAGGAAUGGAAAGAUUACAAUUUGUGAUGGUCCAGGUCAGCUCUCUGUAGUUGAACCUGCUCACCGCCGCCAAGUUCACCAUGAGCAUCGUUCAGGACAAACUGGGUAAUGACUUCAUGCGCUCCAACGGGGUCAUGGACUCUAACUUCUCCCCCGGCAUGAUCAUGUUCAGCCACCUGCCCCCCGUGACCAGCUUCACCCGGCUGGCUGCCCAGUCCGUCAUGCAGGACUUGCCGGGUCCCCACGACAUGAUACUGAAGAAGGAGCGGGAGUCCCCUGACUGUGGCAUGGCCGGGGUGGGUGGCCUCGGGGGCUUUAGCGGAGUGGGGGACUACGUCCACGCCAUGGGCAUCAAGCAGGAGAAGAUGACCGAGCACGACUACCGUCUGCCUCUUUACCCAGGGGGCACGGGAAAGAACAUGGAUCUGCUGGAUGUGUCCGUGGGCAACCACCAGAACCUGUUAGCGCACGACCUCAGCCUCGGCAACCUGCCGAGUCGGUUAGGAAAGGAGUCCUCGGGGAAGCGAGGUCGAAGGUCACACGGUGAUGGACAGGAGGGCAAGCCUCGGAGGAGGCGUGGAGAGCCUAAGCAGUCGAUGAUGCUGGACGCCGAGGGCGGCAGCCUGUCACCCAGCGGGAAGCCUCAUAUCUGUGAGCACUGCAACGCCUCCUUCAGGAGCUCCUACCACCUGCGCAGACACGUCCUCAUCCACACAGGUGAGAGGCCUUUCAGGUGCAGCCAGUGUAACAUGAGCUUCAUCCAGAAGUAUCUGCUACAGCGGCACGAGAAGAUCCACAGCGGAGAGAAGCCUUUCUGCUGCGACCAAUGUAACAUGCGGUUCAUUCAGAAGUACCACAUGGAGCGACACAAGCGAACCCACAGUGGAGAGAAGCCAUACAGAUGUGAGACCUGCCAACAGUUUUUUUCUAGAACAGACCGAUUGCUCAAGCACAAGCGCACCUGUGGAGAAGCCAUGAAAAAGGGCAUGGAUCCCGGGAUGUUGGAUCUGGGCUGCGAGGACAUGGAAUCAGGGGGCUACGGAAUCGCUCAGGGAAAUGCCGGGUCCCUGGGCCGGAAGAGGGCCAAGUCCAAAAACUCUGGAGAAGGAGGCGAGCGCAAAAGGAAGCGAGGGAUGGCGGCAGCAGGAGGGGUGGACGUUGCGCACCUCCAUGGAGGCCAGCUAGACGGCUUUACGCUCCACAACUACGGAACGGAGAAUCACACUGUGUCCUCUGCCACUCAGCCAGGGUCCGGCAUGCACCAUGGGCAUCACGGACGAGCCCCUAAAAUGGCCUUCAAGAAAGCCAAUCGCAAGGCCCAUGAGAAGGGGGGCCCAGGACCAGCCAAGCAGGACACCAUGGUGCAAAUUGGUGGGGGUGUCGGGGGAGGGAUCGACGGGAUGGGCCUUGUGCAGGGCUCCGGGGCGAAAUCAGGCCCUACCAGCAGCAACUAUGACGAUGCCAUGCAGUUCCUCAAGAAGAGGCGCUACCUUAACGCAACCAACAGCGUGGCAUCAGGGCCUGGGGUGUCUGGGGGCGGCACCAACGACUACGAGGUCACCGUUGGUCACCUGUCAUCCCAGCAGUCUGUCAUCCAGGGGGUUGUCUCUGGCGUUAUGGAUGGUGACGCUCCCCUUGGCCUGCUGGACUCGUCCCCCAUGGGCGGGGACAAGCAGGAGAAGUCGGGGAUCCCCGACGAGGUGCUGCAGAGCCUGCUGGACCACUACUCCCAGAAGCCGGAUGGCUCGCACCACGACGAGGUGCCCUUUGACAUCGCCGACCAGCACAUGGAGCUGCACCCCACCUCCGCGGACGGCGCAGACCUGGGCCGCGACGCCGACUCGCCCGGUCCACCUGGCGACAAGGCGGUAAUAAUGCAUGAGUACUCCCGCUUCCUACUACAGGCACUGGAGCGCACCAGCCACAGUGCCGGCUUCCCCCUCGGUCCGGGUCUACCAGCAGGGGGGCCCUUCACCGGCGCCCCCCACCAGGGCAACCCCCUGUUCUCGGACAAGCACGUGUACACUACGUCCCCGCUGGAGUGUGCCUUCGGCCAGCCGGCGUCCUCUCCCACCCUGCCCUCUGCCGUACCAAAGUCCCACUUCGCGAUGCUGUCGGGCUCUUCCCCGCAGCACGGCUUCCACCUGAGCAGCCUGGAGGCCGCCGGCCGCCAGCAGCUCACCCCGUCUCAGGAGCUCACAGAGCAGACGCCGCACCCCUCCUCCCCGCCCUCCUCCUACCAGAUCAGCCCAUCGGACCUAGCCGGCCACAAGGACUCGCAGCCGUCCAAGAAUGGCUACCCGCGAGCCCCCUCGCAGGACCUGUCCCCUCACGACCCUACUAAGGCCACCUACGCCAUCGAGAACUUUGCCCAGGCCUUCGGCUCCCAGUUCAAGUCGGCUGGGCGCGGACCCUUGUCCUACGGCCCCGACUCUACUGGCGAGGUGGACCACAGGAUAAGGACGCCGGUCUCAGAAUUCUCAGGGUACGGUAGUUUGCUAGCCGACGUCAACGAGCCAGUCAGUACCGGUUCCAAAACCCCCACAAGCCAAAGCUACCGAUAAGGGCCUGGGAGGGGAUGAGGUUCUGUGGGAUGGUGUUUUAUUUUUUUUAUUUUUUUUUUUUUGUGAUCCUGUUUUAUUGUGAUUUUUAUUAAGUGAUAUUUUGUUGAAUAUAUAUUUUUUUUUAAUCAUUAUUACACUGCCGCUAUGUUGAUAUGGUCCAUCCCUCUCCCCAGGACUGGUCUUUAAUGUCUCCUUCAAAUGCAAUUUUUUAAGAUAUAUUUUUUAAGCAAAUGUGUAUUUAGUCUUUUUUUUAUUUUGUAUUCAUGUCAAUUUAGGUCUGCUCGUAAAUUGUUAGAUUCAAAAGUACUUUUUAAUGCAAACAACAUAGAGUAGUUUUUCUUCUCCCGUGAGCUUAAGUGUUUUAGCAAUCAACUUUACAAUUGUAACAUAAUAAUGAAAACAUUGAUGGCGGCAGGGAGAGUAGCCCAGAACUGACAUAGCAAAAAAACAAAAAUAAAUAAAGAUAUUUUCUGUUACAAGGUUAAAAGUAUUACUCAGGAAAAAAGUGUAAAACAGAGAAACGCAUGAGGUGCAGUAAGCACUAAUUUUAGAGGUGUAAAUUUGUGACUACGAAGAGGAUGCUUUGUUUGGAUAUUGUUUGUUUUAUUCCUUGGUAAAUAAGUGCAACAAACUGAGACUGCUGCCAGUUCACUUACACUGAGAACACUUUCCACUUAGCUAUAUAGAGAUUAUGGUACUCUUCAAUGUGAAACUCAUGUUUUCUUUCAAUAAGUCCAUAUAUAUUUAUAAGAAUCUAUAUAUAUAUAUAUGUAUAAUAACAGAUAUAAUCAUUCUGGGGGGCUGCCAGAUGACGUCAAGGUAGAGCAGAGGGGUGGAGUGGGGGGGGGGGUGAAUCGUUUUUUCAAGUUUCGGGAGAACAAAGUGAUGCAUUUAUUUGGCCAAUAGAGGUUGCUGUUGGACAGCUUGUGGAAUGGCCUUCCCUCCCCGCCUCGUCUUCCUCCUCAUUACUCUUUCUUUAAAAGAAUCCGAUUAGCACUUUGAGCCAGAUCAUUGAAUAAACAACACUACCCCGUCAGCCCAUGUGAGAGAUUGGAAACAAGCUUUUUUGUUUUGAAGAAAUGUGUUGGAUUAAUUAGGUUGUUCUGCGAUACUACUGUAUGCAGAUGUGGGAUGCUGGGGGUUGUCUUGACCGGGGGGGGGGCUGUUUUGGGAGUGUGAGGGGGUCUUUGGUUGCGACGUCCUGUGUUUCCAUGGCCAUGUUUUAAUUUGGGAGUGUUAUGUGGGAGGAUUUGGGAUUAGCAUCAUGUCUUGGUUUUUUAUGAAAUAUGGGAUGGGUGGGGGGUUGAUUAAGUAUUUACAUGCUUAAAAUAAUGUUAGGUUAUUCACCGCCCCUAUAGUUUCAGCUUCUAUUACCCUGUUUCGCGUCUUUGCUUUAUUUAAAAAGGUUGAACAAAGUGGCUGUGCAUUUUCCUAAACAGACUGAAAAACUGAAACUGAAAUAGUGUGAUUGAACCGUGUACCCUAUAAGAAAUGGCAACCGUUGAACAGUUCUGGUGUGCUGGCACUACCAAGGGUUUUGUCUGAUUAAUUGGGUGCCAAGUCCUGGUAAAUUUUGUCUGCAAAGAAAAUGAUUGCAUCCAAAAUGGCAUCCUAUUCCCCUAUGAAGUGCACUACCUUUGACUAGGGACAAUUGGGUUUUGGUCGAACAUAGUACACUAUGAUCGGAAUAGGCCUUUUAGUGGACUCACAUUAUUGUCUAAAUGAAAUGUCUCUCAACAUGUGAUGUCUCAUGCGUCAUUUGAUCGUGUGAUUCCUUGCGGUUCUUGCAUUGAACCGUUCAUUUAUUUAUGCUGUAAAAAAAAAAAUUGUGUGUAAAUCGAACAAUAAUUGCAUAGUCUUCCAUAGCCACAAUGGCCUUUUGUGCUACAAAAAUAAUUGUAUGAAUAUUUUUUUAUUUAUCCUUUUGUUUCCUGAUGCCCCCCCUCCCCCCUUUUAUUUUGUAUUUUUAAAGGAACAAUGAAAGAUUGCUGACUGACUGCAACACUGCAAUAUGACAGGGGGCUGUACCUGACCACUAGAACCAUUUCCUGUGUUUUUAUUGGAUCGGAGGUUGAGGCGUUGGACAACAGACAUUGUGCUCUAUAUACCUCGUUAUCACUUGUACACACACACACACAAGCAGGGACAAAGGACACAGAGUUUGAUGUAUGUAGCAGAAGCGCUGUCUGUUGUAUAUACUUAACAGUUUGGCUUUUUUGUAUUACUUAAAAAAAAAAUUGUAUAACGUACAUUUAUUUGACCCAUCAAGGGGCGCAAAUGUUAGCAGGGAGGCCUCAGGAGUUGUGGUAAAUGAGUCGUAUAUCCCUGCCAGGGGCUGCAGUUAGGCAAUACGCUAAGUGGUGUCUGAAUGAAGCCCUUGGCUGUGUAGUAUGUUAGACAUUUGCCACAAUUUCAUGGGUGCCGUAUUGCUAUAAAACGGUUGCCAACAUAAAUUGAACGGUUAACGAGUAAUGUUGCAUCUCACCUGUGGUAUCUUAUAUCACAGCUUUCCGGCCGAUCCUUUUCCUGGAUCCAAAAUACCCCAAUUCUAAAAUUGCUGUAGAAUUUGUAAAUGCCUAAUCAUGCCAACCAGUGUUCAGCCUAUAGGUACAAUUUUUUUGUCUCCCAGGUAACAUUAGUUAUUUGCCAUAUUGUUUUAAAUGAUGUAUGCCUAUUAUUUACAAAAUCUAUAUAUUUGUAAACACUGCAUCUAAUUCCUCCCCCGAGUUAUGAUUUGCAUGAUACAAUGUUGUACAACUGUCUUUUAUUUUUAUCACCACACCAAAUUUGGAAGUGAUGUUAUCUUCCUUUUUGUUUAAUUUUCUUCCAGAUUCUUGCGAUAUGAUUCGCAGGGCUGUAAUUGUCCAGUUUAUUUCUUAUUGAUUAGGAAAAAGUUAUAAAGGCUGUUAUCGAGAUGUUUUGUUGACUUUUGUGUGACUUAUUGUCUGGUGUAUUUUUGCUGUGUUUACAUUCAGCCAGUGAAUGGAUGUUUUCCAUUAAAUUUGUUAUUCACAUUGCUUAUCA
Molecule: messenger RNA, 5747 nt
Organism: Esox lucius (northern pike)
Lineage: Eukaryota; Metazoa; Chordata; Actinopteri; Esociformes; Esocidae
Gene: znf281a
Product: zinc finger protein 281a
Exons: 7
Coding region: 240-2723 (827 amino acids)
Biological process (GO): regulation of transcription by RNA polymerase II
Molecular function (GO): DNA-binding transcription factor activity, RNA polymerase II-specific; RNA polymerase II cis-regulatory region sequence-specific DNA binding
Source: RefSeq, a predicted model, not a curated record